UUUUAUUCUAAAUUAAGAAGAGGGUAUUAAUAUCAUAAUGUAGCAUGCAUUUAGUACAGAGAUAGAAGUGGAAGAUAAAUAAAUAAUGGCAAUGUAUAAUAUGAAGUUGCGUUCCACCCACUCUUAGCUUUAUUCUUCCAUGCCCCCACCCUACGUCAGCUUCCUUUUACAUUCUUUCCUUUCUCUUUGCUACUCUCCUUUCCUUUCUUCUUCUUCCAUCAUUCUCUCCACCUAUCACUUUUCUCUCUCUUUGUUCCUUGAGCAAUGCCUCAUUGGUGAAGCUGAAGCAGAGCUCAAGCUGCUUCAACAACAAAUGGCUACAGGCAUAGUAUCAGUUUUCAAUAAGUUCUUUUCAAUCUGUGUCCUCCUUCUUCAUCUUGGUUGCUUUACUUUCACAGCCAAAGAUCAGCAUCAGCCACCAACCAGGAAACGCAAAGCCUCUCCUCCUCCUCCUCCUUCUUCUUCUUCAUCUCCAUCCCGUCUAAGAGUAUCCCACAAAGCUCUCUCUUCUUCUUGGUCAUAUCUCAAACGUAUCUUCUCCUCAAAGGCACAUAAACCUAUCUCACAAGCUCAAUCUCCAGCACCGACUCUUGCAUCGGCAAGAUCAUCUCAACAUUCCAUUGUCACCGUGGCCGUCCCUCAAGAAGAUCAUCAGGUAUCCGAUAUCACUCCUCCACGUAAAAAGCCAUCUGGGUCAUGUCAGGAAUCCGAUAUCUCGACCAGUAAUGGUCAGUUCUUUCCUCUGAGAAACGAUAUCUUUCCCUGCACAGCCUGUGGUGAAAUCUUUCAGAAACCUCAACUUCUUGAGCAACAUCAAGCUAUCAAACAUGCUGUAUCAGAGCUUGUAGAUGGAGAUUCAGGGAAGAAUAUAGUGCAUAUUAUAUUCAAAACAGGUUGGUCUUGCAAAGACAAGAACCCAGAAAUCCAUAGGAUUUUAAAGAUCCAUAACAGUCCAAAGAUACUAUCAAGAUUUGAAGAGUACAGAGAGCUUGUCAAAGCCAAAGCUGCAAGAAACAGUAGUACCAUAAAAAGAAGGGACGAGAGGUGCAUAGCAGAUGGUAAUGAGCUCUUGAGAUUUUACUGUUCGACAUUUAUGUGUGAUUUAGGCGUCAAUGGGAAUUCAAGCAUUUGCAGCCAGCAAUACUGCAGUGUUUGUGGCAUAAUCAAGUCAGGAUUCUCACCCAAGUUGGAUGGAAUCUCUACACUAUCAAGCAGUUGGAGAGCACACGUGGCAGUACCUGAAGACAUUGAAGAAGAGUUCAGGUUUAUGAAUGUAAAAAGGGCAAUGUUGGUUUGCCGGGUCGUGGCGGGUCGGGUCGGGUGCGAGAUGGAGGUGGAAGAAGAAGUGAACAAGGAGGAUGGAGGGUUUGAUUCUGUAGUAGGGAGGGGUGGCAGUGGGGUCCAUACCAGAUUGGAUGAGGAAGAGUUGCUAGUCUUUAAUCCAAGGGCUGUGCUUCCUUGUUUUGUGAUUGUGUAUAGUGUGUGAGAAGGUGAGUGUGAUGAUGAUUAUGAUCAUGAUCAUGUAAUGUGAUGAUCUUUUUUUUAUUUAACUUCUUUUUCAAAUAUAUAUAUAUAUAUAAUGGGUUGUGAUUA
This is a messenger RNA of Ricinus communis (castor bean), 1593 nucleotides long. RefSeq lists its product as uncharacterized. The coding region runs from base 140 to 1486 and encodes 448 amino acids. The transcript has a single exon. Lineage: Eukaryota; Viridiplantae; Streptophyta; Magnoliopsida; Malpighiales; Euphorbiaceae. The record is from RefSeq and is a predicted model, not a curated record.